ACAAAGUGGCGCAGGGAACAGACGCGUAACGUGUUUUUGAAUUUUUUCGGGCGCUCGUCUUCCCGUGUCUUCGUUUAAAAUUUUCCGUCUAGCGCGAAACAUAAAGCUUAUGUUUAAAUAAAUGAAUUGAAAAGUUUGUUUUUCAAUAACUAACAAAAUAUAGAGUGCUGGCGGUUUCGAUUAGGGAAAGUGUAUUUCAUUUAAUAGAAUUUACGGUAAUUUAUUUUGGGUGCCCAAUAAAAACAAGAAUUCACUUCAAAUGUGUGAAAAUGAAAAUUGUUUAACUCAAAUGUUUGUUUGUUUAAUCGCCAACUGAUUUAAUAAAAAUAUACAAAGGUAUAUGAAAUUAGGAAUGCUUGCAAUUGAUUUGAAAUCGGAUAUGCCAUCAAAUAAAACCGCCUAACAAGUGCUUAACUAAAAAUACAAAAACGCGACUAAGAAAGAAGCAGCAGUGAUAAUAUACAACAACAACAAUGAGGUAAAAAUACUUGGAAUUAGAUAAUGAAAAAGUAAAUGAUAAAAAAUUAUUAAGCAAAUAGAGAACAGUAAACAUUGAAUCAUAAAGUGAGAAGCAGCACCCCCCCCUCUUUAUCACAACCAACGACUGCAAUAGUUCUUGUUUCUUAGCAGUGACGAGCCAAAGUAGUGUUUUUUCUUUGGUGUAAACAAAACAACUGUAAAUGUGCAAUGUUUCAAAGUGUCGGGGUUUUUAUAAAUGUGUGAGUCCCUUAUGAGAAGGGGAAAAGGUAAUAAGAAAAAUAGACGUUAUAAAAUAAUUCGGUGUUUGUUUGUGUUUAUCUCAGUCACCGCACUCGGUAGAGAAAAUACCUUUAUCAACCUCGCUUAAAAGUGUGCCUUUCCCUCCCUUCUUAUGCCACCACUAACCGUUAACUGCUGGAGCAACACUAAAGCCCAAAAUAGCAACUGUGGAUAACCCCUUUCUGCUUUUCCUUUUUGUGAAUCAUCAUCAACAAAGAACAAAAAGUGAGUGGGCAAUCAAUCCACCACCCAACUCACCUCGGCGGCAAAACUUUUCCAUAGUUUUGUGGUGCGUUUGCUCUUUUAUUAUUGCCAUCCACAAAUUUUGUUUCAAACGUCUUGGUCGUUUUAUUUUAUUUUGCAACAACACACACUUGUUAUUUAACCGCAUUUAUUUAUGCCGGCACACAACAUAAGCGAAGCAACCAGACUAACUCCUUAAAUAAAAAAAAAACAACAAAUACAAUCGACGAAGACAACGGCAACGGGUAAAAACAACAACAAUAGCAACUUCAGUACUCGCCAAAACUAACAACAACAACAAACCCGAGUUAAACUCAUCCACAGUGCACUCACUAUAAAAGGGCAACAUAUACCACAGCAACAACACGAAACAAAGAAAUCAAGAGCACACACACACACACAUACACAAAACAACCAACCGCCCCAAAGGCAAUAACAACAGCAAAAACAUUAUCAACAAUACACCGGCAAUAAAGAGAACAACAGACACAAUUGGAAAUACAAAGUUAGAAUUUUUGUUGUUACCAAUUCGGAACGAAAAAGACUCGAACUCAAAUUCAAAAACAAAGCCGAGUUCUGUCUCAAUAUCCCUCUUAAAAAAUAUAAAACAAAUAAAAUCAGUGAAUGAAAAAGAGAGCAAUCAUCCAGAAAUAAAUACUUUUAAAUAAAACAAAGCUAUAUUAUUUCUAAAAUUAAAAUCGCCAAUUAUUUUUACCAGAACAUUUGAUUCGAAAAAUAAUUCCAACAACAUGAGUUCCUUCGAUUCCUCCCCAUCGUCCUGCUCCAUGGGUAAGAGAAAAAAUUGCGCUUGGCUGUCCUCGUGUUUCUCGUCAACACAACAAAAACACUACUGCCUUUCUUUUGGAAAUAUCUACUGCCGUCCUUUGGUUUUUCUCGCCAUUGCUCUUGUUUGUGGUCUAUUAACCCAUGCAUCAGAUGCUGCUUUGGAUUUAAAUGCAGCUCCACCACCGCCAUUGGCAGCGGCAUUAGCUUCACCCGGUGGCUCCUCGAUUUUGGAGCAAUUUAGCCCCAAUUGUAGCGCCGUGUCGCACAUCUUCACGAGUCGUGGCAUUGACCCGGCCGAAAUACCGCAGAAACCAAGUAACGAAAUGGGUCUGCGCUAUUGUGAAUCGCCAUCGGUGGGCACUUGUUGCACUCACAGCAUGGAAACCAAGAUGGCCAUGCAGUCACGUCUUCAAUUGGAGAAACAUUCCAAAGAACAAAUCCUAAAAAUGUCUAGAACGCUGAGUGAUAAAGCGCAAAAAUUUAACGAAAAUUUUCGUAAACUUUUGCAAGAAUCAAAAUCUGAAUUUCACAGUAUGUUCACCCGUACCUAUGGAGUGAUCUAUCAACAGAACGCCUAUGUUUUUUCGGAUUUGUUUAACGAAUUGGAAAACUACUACAAUCGCGGACGUGUCGAUUUGCUAGAUGUCAUGGAUACCUUCUUUAAUACUUUGUAUCAAAAAAUGUUUCAAGUCUUAAAUGUUCAAUACUCGUUCGAUGAAAAAUAUUUACGUUGUGUCAGCGAACAUAUGAAGGAACUGAAACCCUUUGGUGAUGUACCCGAUAAAUUAUCCGUCCAAAUUAAAAGAUCCUUUGUUGCCACACGCACAUAUGGUCAAGCUUUAAACACAGCAGCUGAUGUAUCCAAAAGAUUAGUUAAUAUUCGCCUUAAUGCCGAUUGCACCUCGGCUCUAACGAAAAUGCAGCAUUGUGGCUCCUGCAAAGGUUACAGUGAGAAACCUUGCACCAAUUAUUGUGUGAAUGUCAUCAAGGGUUGCCUGCAUUACUUCAACGAAUUAGAUACAGAAUGGGAAAACUAUGCCGGAGCUAUGGAUAAAGUGGCCGAACGCCUGUUGGGCUCUUUUAACAUUGUCAUGGUUGUAGAGCCCAUAAAUAUUAAAAUUUCCGAAGCUAUAAUGAAUUUUCAGGAUUCCGGCCACGACAUCACCAAUCGCGUCUUCCAGGGUUGUGGUCGCCCCACCUUGGGUCGUUCCAAGCGUAGCAUAAAUCCUAAAUUCCCCGCUAGCGAAGAAACCAAACAAAAUCAUCAUGUGAAACGUUCCGCUGCUGCAAAUGACAUUGAGCAAUUGGAAAGUGAUAUUCUGGAUAUUGAUGCUUCUCUGGAUGAUGCGAUUAUACUGAGAGAGAAACGCGCCGCUGAUCCUGGUAAUCGUGAUAGCAGUGAAGGUGAUAACAAUGGAGGUGGGGGUGGCAAUAAUCGUCGCAACAAUAAUAAGCGUAAACAGCAAAAUCGUAAAAAUGAUGAUAACGACUAUGGACGAGAUCCCGCCCUGGACAAGCUAGUCAAGGAUAUACGUCAACGCGUCAAGGAUUACAAAAAGUUCUGGUCGAAUUUACCACAUCAGAUAUGUAGCAACGAUGAGAUUUCUACUUCCACUGACGCUGAUGGUAUGUGCUGGAAUGGUCAUACCAUUGAUAGAUACAUGCAUUCGGUUUCCACCGAACAUAGUUCCAAUCCCGAGUUUCCGGGCAAUCCAGCUACUACCAAGCAAACUAGUCAAGUCGCCACUCAAGUGUAUUAUUUGAAAAAUGCCAUUAGUCAUUUGAGGAAUGCCUACAAUGGUCAAGAUGUGGAUUGGAGUGAUCAAGAAGAACCAUAUUACGGCAGCGGUGCUGGUUCUGGUGGUGGCGUCGAUGACGAAGAUGACGACGAAGGUUCUGGUUUGGGUAGUCCCUUUACACCUAGCCAAAAACCAGAUCCAACUGAACGACCCAAUAUUGAUGGCAAUCGUGUGGAUGAUGAAGACGAUGACGAAGAUAUUGUCAAACAACGUACUGACAUCGGCAUGGGCGGUGGCAUUAUUGGUGGGGCUGGUGGUGUUGGUGGUGGCAUACAAACACAAACCUCAAGGCCGCAUAGUCCCCAUAAUACCAAUACCCUGGAUGAAGAUGAUGCCGAUAGUCACCACGACCAUCACGAGGAUGAUGACAUUGAUGAAGACCUCAAAUCAAGCGGGUCUUCGAGACCCGAAAAGAUGUCUUUACGCCGUGCUUUAUUCAUGUAUUUGGUGCCAUUGUAUAUGGCCUGGUUUGGUGGCAUAAUUGUCGAUUUGCUGUGAUUUGUUAUUUAGAUUUUAAUUUGUUUUUACGUUUGUUUUUUUUUUUAAUUUUUAUUUAACGCAAAACAAAUUUUAAGAUAAAAAAAUGUUUAGUAGGAAAACGGAAAGAUGAAAAAACUAAUUUUGGUUAUAAAAUGCGUAAUCGAUGUAGGUGAUAGUAAAGCAAUGUGGGAAAAUUAUGAAAUUAUCCUUUUUAGGGAAAAUUAAAAAUGCGUUUAACCCCAACACAAAACAAAACGAAACAAAUCAUGUAUAAAUUAUAUUUUUUGUAUAUACAUAAAUAAGAAAUACAUACAUACAUGCAUGCCUUACAAGUAGCUGUGUAUGCAUGUACAUAUGUGUUUGUCUUAAUAGAUUUUUAUUUUAAGAAUUCUUCAUAUUUUUCUCUAAAUCAAAAUAGAUUUUCAUAAAUUCAGCAGAGGGACAAAACAAAUAAUUUUUUUUUUGCCAGAAACUACGACUGCGUAAAGCAAUUACCUAUUAAGGGCCAUAAAAAGUGUCAAAUUGUAAUGUAAAACAACAUACCUGGUUUGGGUACAGCCAUAAUUCUUAAUGCUUUUUUUUUAACAUUUCAAAAUAUUUGCAUUACCUAGGAAAUUUCUUAGUCUAUUUUUCCCUUCAAAAUUGAUUUCAAGAAAACAACUUUUAACAAAUGACCCAACCGCAUUAAAGGAAACCAAACGAUAUACGUUAACCAUACAAUGGGUAUUCGAAAAGAAAAACGCCUCCUCCACUCCCCACCUCCUCUGAUACGCUCCUCUUCAUUUCUUAUACACGAACCUUGUAGCUGUUAAGCCUCAAAUAUUUACAAAAACAAGAUUAAGUGAAUGAAAACAAAUACAAUACAACAUAGAGGUAUAUCUAUACAUUUUAACUAAUCUAUACAAACAUAUUUAUAUUCUGUUAGUUGAUAGAAACGAAAUGUAACUAUACAUUUUAAACUGUAUAACCAGAAGCUGCAUUUGAAUUUGUAAUAAUCCAGCCUAUGUAACCCGAAUCGAACUCCAAAACGCGUUAAGCAAAUCCAAGUGUGCGAAAUUGUUAUGAGACAUAGAUGAAAAAAAAAAACAGAAAACAAAAAGUUUAAACGAUGCAUGUUGUAUGUGAUAAUGACUGAAUGAAAUUUAUAAUUGAUUUUUUAAUUAAAACAAUAAACUAAUUAAUUAAUUAUAUGUAAUAUAUCCUCUCAGCCCGAAAAAAAAUGCUAACAUAUUGAAAUCAAUCUAGCAAGGCAACAUAUUUAAGCUAAAAUAAGAGCAGACUUUCCAAACACUUUUCCAGUAUAGCUAUUGGUAUCAUAACGGGACACAUAGCACUACGAGCCCACUUAUUUAAAACGGUGCGGCAAGUGAUAGCAUGUGAAGGGCAUGCGGGGAAGAUGAUGAGACGUUGGAGCAUUUGCUUUGUCAUUGUUGCCCGGCUUUCACUUCAGGUACCGGCACUUAGGUGGGCACACAAUACCACACAUGAACCAACUAAGGGGCGUGGCAUGAAAAACAAUUAAGGAUUUUGUAAGUAGCACGGAAUUCCUAACUUAGAUUUUCUUUUUUGAGUUUUUUUUUAGUAUUUAGAGCGCACAACAAGCCGAUUACUGGUCUAAGUGUAUGUCCAUGGCCAUGGCAUGGGGCGGAUUUUUGAACCUUAUCUAUCCUAAAUAUGUGGGUUUAUUGGGUAUUAUUCCAUGCAUUCUGUGCAAUGCUGUAUUGGCUAGCCUUUUACCAUCUAAUUUAAACUGCAAGGAUCACCCCUUUUAGUUAAGGGUAACAAAAUUAAAUUAAACAAAAAUAAAUUAAGACCUUUAAGUUAAUGGUGAGAAAGUUAAAAUAAAAAAAAAGAACAGGAAAAAUAUAAAAUUGUAAGCAGACCACAGAGUGCCAGUGUUGUGAGCAGCUUUCGUUCGCUUAUUCCAUCCAAGUUAACAUUUUUGAAAUACACAACCCCUAUGAAAAUCUGGCCU
Stomoxys calcitrans (stable fly) is the source of this 6042-nucleotide messenger RNA. It is a transcript of the gene dlp, whose product is annotated as glypican-6. The transcript has 8 exons. Gene Ontology annotation, cellular component: synapse; extracellular region; plasma membrane. Lineage: Eukaryota; Metazoa; Arthropoda; Insecta; Diptera; Muscidae. The coding region runs from base 1752 to 4085 and encodes 777 amino acids. The record is from RefSeq and is a predicted model, not a curated record. Gene Ontology annotation, biological process: regulation of signal transduction; regulation of protein localization to membrane; cell migration.